Messenger RNA from Acipenser ruthenus (sterlet), 4559 nucleotides. RefSeq names its product ARF GTPase-activating protein GIT1-like. Gene Ontology annotation, molecular function: GTPase activator activity; protein binding. Bases 527 to 2782 code for a protein of 751 amino acids. The record is from RefSeq and is a predicted model, not a curated record. Gene Ontology annotation, biological process: regulation of ARF protein signal transduction; brain development. The transcript has 21 exons. Lineage: Eukaryota; Metazoa; Chordata; Actinopteri; Acipenseriformes; Acipenseridae.
CAGUUUAUUGUAAUGGUGCGUGCUAGGCUACACAUCUGCUAAGCAGACAGAUGCUUGGGUGUUGCAUUGAGCUGUGCGGCCAGUGAACUGGUGGAGUUGUGGACAAGCGCUCUGAAAAAGCCUGUCAGUCAGAGUGGGGGGGUACAGUGAGCUCACUGCUUAGGUUAUUUUCACACCCCCAGGUGGAGCAGUUGUGCUGCAGAGAGGAGACUGGGAGACUGUCGGUGAGAGGGAAAAAAAAAAAACCGUGACAGGAGAACACAUCCCCCCCCCCUCCUUGAAUUGCAGGAGCUCCGGUUCUCCUUUCCCCUCUCCCUUCUCGAUACACGCUAAUUAUAAGACACUGAACAAAAACCAAACAAGUCUUUCACGCUGGAAUAGCAGGGAAUAUUCGCCAUUAAACCGGAGGGGAAAGGCGAGGGCCAACAGCGCCACAGUCGGCAGGCAGUCUUCCGGGGAAUAGCGGGCGGAUUCGGGGGACUCCAUCCGCAAUCAGGAGCCGCGGCUGCAGGCUGGGGAAGGAGAGAUGUCUCGGAAGUUGCAGAGGAGCGAGGUUUGCGCAGACUGUAGCGCUGCAGACCCCGGCUGGGCCUCUAUUAACCGAGGUGUGCUGAUCUGUGAUGAGUGCUGCUCCGUGCAUCGCAGCCUGGGGAGGCACAUCUCCAUCGUCAAGCACCUCCGGCACAGCGGCUGGCCUGCGUCCCUGCUACAGAUGGUGCAGACCCUGGCCAGUAACGGAGCGAACUCAAUCUGGGAGCACUCCCUCCUGGACCCCGCGCAGGUGCAGAGCGGCCGCAGGAAACCCAACCCCCAGGACAAGGUCCACCCCACCAAGUCUGAGUUUAUCCGUGCCAAGUACCAGAUGUUGGCCUUCGUUCACAAGCUGCCCUGCCGAGACGAUGACGGAGUCACAACCAAGGAUCUGAGCAAGCAACUGCACUCCAGCGUCCGCACUGGAAACCUGGAGACCUGCCUGAGACUGCUGUCCCUCGGCGCCCAGGCGAACUUCUUCCACCCGGAGAAGGGCACCACUCCCCUGCAUGUUGCUGCGAAGGCCGGUCAGGUGCUGCAGGCUGAGCUGCUGGUGGUGUACGGGGCGGACCCCGGGGCCCCUGACAUCAAUGGCCGGACCCCCAUGGACUACGCCAGGCAAGCGGGCCACGUGGAGCUGGUGGAGCGGCUGGUGGAGUGUCAGUACGAGCUGACGGACAGGCUGGCUUUCUACCUGUGCGGGCGGAGGCCAGAUCAUAAAAAUGGGCAUUACAUUAUCCCUCAGAUGGCAGACAGAGCUCAGCCUAAGUGCUCGACACAGAGCCUAGAUCUCUCAGAGCUGGCCAAGGCAGCUAAGAAGAAACUGCAAGCGCUCAGUAACCGUCUCUUCGAGGAGCUCGCCAUGGACGUGUAUGACGAGGUGGACCGACGGGAGAACGACGCCGUCUGGCUGACCACUCAGAACCACAGCACUCUGGUGACGGAGCGCAGUGCUGUCCCCUUCCUGCCUGUCAAUCCAGAGUACUCUGCCACCAGGAACCAGGGGCGUCAGAAACUCGCCCGAUUCAAUGCCCGCGAGUUCGCCACGCUGAUCAUCGAUAUCCUGAGUGACGCCAAGCGGAGACAACAUGGCAAGGGCCUGACCAGCCCCACAGAUAACCUUGACUACAGCCUGCGUAACCAUGGCGAUGCGGACGACCAGCACGAUUACGACAGCGUAGCGUCGGACGAGGAUACGGACCAGGAGCUGCUGAGGAGCAGCAACUCGGGGAGGAACAACCGGGCCAAGAGCAUGGACUCCUCGGACCUGUCUGACGGGCCCAUCACUCUGCAGGAGUACCUGGAGGUGAAGAAGGCCCUCGUUUCCUCCGAGAGCAAAGUGCAGCAGCUGAUGAAGGUGAACAACAACCUGAGUGAGGAGCUGCGCCGGCUGCAGAGAGAGAUCCACAAGCUGCAGACAGAGAACACCACCAUCAGAGGUCAGACAGGGGCCGGGCCGUCGCAGGGGUCCGGGGUCGCAGGCGAGCGUUUGGAUCAGGGGGUGGCGCUGGCACCCCCCCGCAGGGACAGGCAGGCCUUCUCCAUGUACGAGCCAGGCGCCCCCCCCAAACCCUUCGGCCACCAGGGCAUGGACGAGCUGGUCAGCCGACUGCAGCCGCUACACUCCAACAUCCGGAAGGGUGUCUCCAGUGGCCCCUCCCCCUACAGCGCCCUGCACCUCUCAGGGACACCAGAAGGUGGCAGCAGAUACAUGGCGCCCAAAGGGGACAAACAUGGCAGCGGCACGGACAGCGAUUACGACAACACUCAGACACAGGAGCCCUCGCUCAGUGUGUCUGAGGGCCGGGUUGCCCGCGGGGGGACGGAGGAUGACCCCCGCUCGGAGGUGGACGAGGGGGACAGUGACCCCGACCCCACCCUGCCCUGCACCGAGGACGUCAUCCUCAAGACAGAGCAGGUGACCAAGAACAUCCAGGAGCUGCUGAGAGCCGCCCAGGAGUUCAAACACGACAGCUUCGUGCCCUGCUCUGAGAAGAUCCACACUGCCGUCACUGAGAUGGCAUCACUCUUCCCCAAGAGGCCUGUGCUGGACGCGGUGCGGAGCUCCCUGCGGUUGCUGAGUGCCAGCGCGUUCCGCCUGCAGAGCGAGUGCAGGAAGACGGUCCCCCCCGAGCCGGGGGCCCCCGUGGACUUCCAGCUCCUCACCCAGCAGGUCAUCCAGUGUGCCUACGACAUCGCCAAGGCAGCCAAGCAGCUGGUGACCAUCACCACCCGCGAGAAGAAGCAGUGAGAGGGGGGAGCAGGGCGCAGGGCAGGGGAGAGGACCGUCACCACCCUGAAACUGAAACACUGCAAGGAUACCGAGUGAUCCCUCCUGCGCACCCCUGCAAACUAAACUGCUGACAGCGUCGAGAGGGCCUGGAAACCUGGGAGCUUCGUCGACGUGGAGACCUUGCCAAGCAAGUCUCUGAACCCUGAACUAUGAUUUGAUUGAAGACUGACUAACACUGGAAUUUAAUUUUUAAUUAUUGUUGGUUCUUUUUACAUGUGUUAUAUAAAUAUAUAUAUAUAAUAAUUUUUUUUUGUUUUUGGUUAAACAGGCCUUAAUUCUGCUAUUUUGUUUUGGUGAGAGUUUAACGACAGUGGCUCAUUAAGGACACAUGGGUAAACAAAAACAAAAAAAAAGUUCUAUUUAAGAGGUCAUUUCAAAAAAUUCCAGUCUCCACAUUUCCAAUUUGUUGUGUUGAGAUCCUCAGAUUGUUUGUUUAUUGCUUGAUAACAACACUUUGACUUUGUCCCUGGUGAGCUGCCGUAGUUUAGCGUACACACUCUCUUGACUCUGCUUGUGGCCUCCCGAAUGUAACUCGUGGGAAAGAAGGGAGACCUAGGCGGGUCACAAGCUGGUUCGCUAGCCAUGGAACACACACCCCGCAGUCCAAGAGAUCCCAAACCACUCCCCCUGGGGCUGGAGCUGCCUGGAUACAACCCCAGCUUACAUUUCACUUUUAUACCCCCCUCAGUUUUUGCCCUUACAGACCCAGCAGGUCUGGCACGCUGUACAACUGAAGCAUCCGCCCCUGUGAAGUGACCUGCAUUAGUACGUGGUGUCUCUGAGUAAGUUCCCAGCUCCUUCCACAGCGACACCGCUCUGCACAGGGGACUCUGGAGCGGCUUCGGAGCAGUGCUUGUCCUCUCUGUGACCGGUGACACACUGAGUGCACAGACCGCAGUGGCACCUAAGAGGCUGUUGACAAUGAGGAUUUCUAGUUGUAAUGCAAGACAACGGAGACCGUUUAAGAUCCACUUCUCGGGGUGAACAGCAGGUAUCUGCGAUGUGCUUGCGGUAAUUUGCAACUACAUCGUGACAGGCAUACGACAGACUGACCCCUCUCCCCUUGGCACUUACCAACACCCUGGGCGCUGAACCUGCCUCAUUGAAACUGCAAUACACAGCCUGAUGCAGGAGACCUGUGAAAGGACUUUUAAAAACAGGUAAGACGUGCAACGAAGUGUACUGUAGACGCCAUCUCCAGCACUGACACCACCCUCCCCCCUAACUUCAACACCACCUUUCCAGCAAACAACAACUACUGCUGCCACGUUUUCAUGCCUGCCUCAUGCAUACUGAUGCUCACUCUGUCAGCUAGCCGUAACUGGGGGAAGAGGGGGGGCCACCCGAGUUCCAGUUCCUGAACCUGGUUUUGAUUUUGUUUUGCUCCUGAUGGAUAAAUGACUUUCAGAUCAUCUCAGGUGCCAGGAAACACAGCUUUGCCUAACCUGCACCGUCUUCACUGGUAUGGGGUGAGAGCACGCGCUGACAUGAAAGUCCCCCUGCCUCCCUUUGUGCGCGCACACACACACACACACACACACACACAAGCACGUGCACGCCCGCUGCUGUUUUGAGAUAAGUACUGCAUUGUAACAUGCCCUGUAUCCCAUGUGCACUUGCACAGCUAAUCUGUGGGAAGACUGGUGGUGGGGAUUUAAAAUUUAAAAAAACUUAAAAGUGUAAAAAAAAUAAAUAAAAACUCAAUUGUACAUUUGUAAUAAAAUGAAUAACAUGC